GCAUGGAGUCUAGCUUCAAAGAGCGUUCAUUGAGGGAGCACUUUCGCGCCAAGCGCCGUUAGCCAAUCACGUUCGUUCACAAGCGAAAGGGUGGGGGACGCCACACAAGCGGUCGGAAAGGUCGAAUCUCUGGCCGCACAGCAAUAUCUAUGCUGUUGCCAUAUCGAAAAGGCGACUGCUAAGAAGAAGCAAACAAAAUAAACAGGAGUUAUCAAAACAAACACAUCUCAGUGCUCGAUUUUUUCGCUUAUUUGCCUCAAAAUGAUGGAAUUUGAAGAAAUGAUCAUCAGCGGAUGCAAUGACGGGGACGAGGAUGGCUCACGAGAAAGGAAGGAAGGCGGUAAACGAGGCCGCAAACCAGGCAGAAAGUCAGCAGAAAAAUCUGAUGUUAAAGCUAAACUAGAAAGGAGCCGUCAGAGUGCUCGUGAGUGUAGAGCAAGGAAAAAAUUAAGAUACCAGUAUUUAGAAGAACUGGUUGCAGACAGAGAAAAAGCAGUGCUGGCGCUGCGUAUUGAGAUAGAAAAGUAUAAGGUAUGGACAAAGGAACUAGAUGAUGGACGAAUACCGGAAGGCUUCCAAGACAUGCUGGAGGAAAUGGGAGUUUUGAAGCAAGAGAAAUGAAGAUUAUGUAUUUUUGUCCUGUUACUCAUCGUCAAACUCAUGCUGUUACUAUAGUUCUUAAUCUUAUGUCAGCAGUUAAUAUUAUUAUUUGUGUGAAUCAUAUUUUACCAUUUUACGUGUUGUCAUUUGGCCACAGCUAAGAACAGUAGUUCACAAUGGAACUAGAAUUGAAAUAAUGUUACAUUCCAAUUUCACUCAGUUCCAACUGUGGAAACUAUACAAAUUAUUCUGAUUUGUCAGUUUGAAUUUUGUUAUUUCCUACUUUUCUGACCUGUGGCCGUAGAACAUUUGCACACCCUACCUGAUUAAACAAUUUCGGUGGAAAGGGUUUGGUAUCUGUUUCUUUUAAAAAAAAUUAACACACACUGGACUAGUUUUUGAUGUAAUGUUUUAUAUCUAAACUUUGCACAUGCAAAGCUAUACCAAAUAUUUUUAGUCCAAGAUUGUGAUUUUGUUCAUCUUGUCAAGUUGAUUGCUCUUAUUGGUGUUCUUGUACUGAUUAUAGGGUUUGGUUGUUGUAGAAUUACGAGUCUUGAAUGUAAACCACAUUUGUUAAGUUUAUGUUUAUUAAUCUAUCCAUAGAUUACAGCUGGGCAGAGAUACUGCUGCUAAUUGGAUACGGAUACCUCUUGCCUAAUUGCUCUUGGGCUCUAAAGAUGGAUGAAAUGUCCAAUGAGAAAUUAGCAGUUUCGGUAUUCUUUAUGGUUUUAUUUAUAAAAGUACACUUUAGUUUAGCUCUCUAAAUUUUGAUAUGAUCAUAUCAGGCAGAUCUUGCUUUUGUUUGUAUCCUAUAAUUGUUAUGCUUUUUAUUGUCCCUUUGUAUGCUGCUGGUUUGAACUAUUCAUUUGUUUCCUAGCCAAUUUCAGAUCUGGUCAUCUAAAUAUUGUGCUAGUAAAUUAAAGUAGUUAGGCUGUAUUCGGGGCCACCGAGCUACAGGGUUCAAAGUAUAUUCAAAUUAUUCCUUGUGAAAUGAACUACGCGUUAAGCUCUAGAAAAUUACACUUCCAUGAUGUCGUUUACGAAUUAUAAUUAAUCUAAAAUUGGCCGUUUUUACAUGGGCUCUUAUGGGAGAUGCAUGGUUUAUUUGACCGUAAACGCAAAUGCGCCGGUCAAAUAACCGGAGGUGGCAUUCAUUAGACGCAGAAUUUUAUUCUGCGUCGAUCUAUGCAAAGAAAAGUAAAUGUUUAUGAUGUAAUAAGAAAGAUAUUAACGAAAAACAGCCCAAAACUAGCAAGAUGGCCGCCGGUCUGUAGUCGUCUGCUUGGACGGCAGGAAAAGCGGCAAUUCAAAUCACGAUACCCUUUUCUGUAAAUUGCUUAAAUUACUGAUUCUUUUGGGGUUAUUAUACUUAGGAUAUAGUUUUUAGUCCCUUUUACAACUGUGAGAUACUCAAAAUCUGUUUUAACAUUCAUUCUUUGCAUUUUAAUGACAAGUUGGAUCUCGUGUUUGAAUUUUGUCUGCUACCAACCUUCCGGUCCGAAAGUGACGAAUGUCAGUGUAUGCAUGUAGAAUCAAGAUACAGCUCUGAAAAUGAUUUUCAUGGGCUCUGUGUACCUUUAAAUUCCACCUUGUACACAUUCACAAGCCUUUAAACGUCAUCUCAAAUUUUUGACCUCGAUUUACAUACCGGCAAUUUUUACGUAGCUAGGUUGACAGCAGGUCAGAAACUAGUCAAGUCUACAACUAAAUCAGCCUUUUUAAAAUUGGUGUCUGACAUUUAAAUUGUUCUGAGCUAAAAAAUAACACUUAAUAUUGUCUUAUGAGUGCUCCUGUUCACAUUUUAUAUUUUUCCGGUCUUACAAGUAGUACUAUUGCACAUCCUUCAGUACGUCACUUGACCAGCUGGCAAGUCAGCCUAACUACUUUAAAGUUUUGAUUUCAAUUAGUGAGUAAAAUGGAAGUUUGUGUUUUUCAACAUUCAUAGAAUAGUGGUAAAUUUGAUCUUAUUUUACUAAAUUUGCAAUUUAGUUGCUGGGACAGCUGGCAUGUUUCCGGAAGCUUUCUUUACAACGUUGCCUUUGUGUUAGUAGUUAUAUAUUAUCUGUCAGUGUCAUUUAUAAUGAACUCAUUAACUGGUGUGUGGCUGUGAAUGCUGCUGUACUUUCAGCGUAUCUAGCACCAGGACUUCAACUCAGUUGGAAUCAAAAAGUGCCUAAUAGAUCAUUGAAGUUUGUGGUACUCAGCCCUUUUUGGUGACAAAUGGUUACUGCUUCUUUAAAAUAAUCAUCUGUUCUGUCAAAAGCAGGAAAAUAUGUGAAUUGGCAUCAUAGUUUAGCACAACAGAGAUGAUUUCACUGAUAAUUGCUCUUGGUGUAUACCCAAUUGUUACUUUCUUGAUGUUAUUUGAUGCAUGGCUGUGGACUAAGGCUUUGGGGUAAAAGAUAAUGCGGGUAGUAGCCAUUAUUAUAGAGUAAGAGCUUUAGUUUUUUAAUAAGAAAAGGUGGUACUGUAAUUUAAAGUGUGGUCAGUUUUGGUUUCAAAGAAUUGAGUGAAGGUGCUUGUCUCCAUUGCCAUGUGUGAUUUACCAAAAAUGUUGGUUUUUGUUUGUACUUAAAAAGCUCCCAUUUUAAUGGCCAGUUUUAAUUAAUAGUACUCCAGUAUUAAGUUAAUAAGGUGUUCCUCCUUCCAGUUUACAUAAUUGUUACACUAUACCACUCCAUAACAAAAAGUUCUUGUUCAGCCCAAUAAAAUCUACUUGUUUACCCAUUUCUGCACAAUUUUUUGUCUCUUUCUUUCAAUUAUUGAAUGAAAAUUGAUGUGUGAAAUUGUUUGUGCAUAACUCAUUGUUGAUUUGUACUCAUCUCCGUAUCAGUAUCACUUCAAUCUAGUGUACUUGAGUGCUUCACAGUACCAUUUUUGGCUCAAUUAAAAUUGUUUGUCAAGAAAUCUUUUAUUGCUGCCUAAGGCUACAUUUGUAGUACACACCUGUGCCGAAACAAUUUUGUUGGCCACCAGUUGAUAUUUUGUGAUUAUUGAUUUUGAAUAGUAACAGAUCAUCUCAAUGGAAUACCUAUGUCUCCUUUGUAUGAUUUUGUUAAUUAACUUGCCCUCUCAGAAAGGAUAGAGUACAUAGCUGCAUAUUUUUUCCUGUUGACUGAGAGUGCUUCCUUAUUGACUUUGACUUGUUUAAUUACUUUUUUCACAAAGUUGUCCAUGGUUUACGUUUAGUGGCAGCCAUAAGUUUGUACUUGUAGAGUUAGAAUGAGAGUUCAUUCCCUAUGUGUUGUUUUAAUGUAUAUCUAUGGGAAAAAAUCUAUUUAUUUUGACAUGAGUUACAGAAAUAAAAGUAUUUAUCAUUAUCA
This is a messenger RNA of Frankliniella occidentalis (western flower thrips), 3923 nucleotides long. RefSeq names its product REPTOR-binding partner (gene REPTOR-BP). The record is from RefSeq and is a predicted model, not a curated record. Bases 262 to 621 code for a protein of 119 amino acids. Gene Ontology annotation, molecular function: DNA-binding transcription factor activity. Gene Ontology annotation, cellular component: nucleus. The transcript is spliced from 4 exons. NCBI's taxonomy places the organism in Eukaryota, Metazoa, Arthropoda, Insecta, Thysanoptera, Thripidae. Gene Ontology annotation, biological process: regulation of DNA-templated transcription.